AUGUUUCCGACCGUCGCGCCUUUUCCGUCGGUGCAUCCGCAUCAUCAUAUGCACCCGUAUCCUACUCCCGACGCCCUGAGAUCACCUUUCCACAAUGUGAACGAACACGGUCUACCCGGUGCUCACGACCCCUCGAUGACCUUUCAAAAUCCCAUCCUGCGCUCCCGUGUACAACUACCGCAACCCGUUCAGCGAGUCGACACUCGUGAUGCCACAGCGCCAGGCUCCAAUGCUCAUGCGAUGGCGGAGCAUGCGUUGAGGAGAAAGACGCCGAAUGGGACGCUCGCCGCGGGCUACGAUGGAACCCCAGGCGACAGCAUGAUUCAACCGGCAUCCAAACAUAUCCUGGUCUCCCCAAUGGAGUCGAAUUACUUCAUCCCACCACAGUCAAGGCGACUCUCGACUUCCUGGCAGCAGCCUGCACCAGAUCAACCCGAGCUGGGGAAUGCCAAUUUUCCACCAGUAUUCAAAAGUGAUGGAACCGGUCCCUUCACAAGUGGGGAUCGGAUACAUGGCGCCAACGGCACUGGCUGGGUGCGUCCAGUCAAUCAUCACCCGGGAGUCGACUCGUUCUUGAACCAAAGCUUGCCGUUGCAGGGAGCACCUCGAUAUGUAUUGCAUAAUGGCGCCUACAUUCCCACGGUCUUGCCAGCAACGCUUCAGCAAUGCGUGGGCCCAACAGCCUCAGCAGGAACCGCGCCGUACGGACCAUACUGGCCUGAUGGGGUCUUUAUCCCCUAUCGCCCGGCGGCCAUUCGUGACGCUCGCUUUGGAGCCCCUCCACCCCCCGUGCAAUCUUUCUUCGACCCGAACCAGCAUGCUCUCGAUCCUUUCCGCUCUCCGCUUGACCCUCGUUCCGGGCAGCCAUUCUCCUGGGAUCGAUCGGUACCCGUGCUGCCAUCGCAGGACCCGCUCAUGAAGCCCCUGUUUCCUCCACGGCACUCGGAUCAAUUAUCAUAUCACGCUCGCGUUGUCAACCGGCUUGACUCAACGGCCACACCCGACUUGUUGAAUCAUGAUCCCACGGCAUGGACCAGUCAGACGUCUGAUGUACCUCUACAGGGUCACGCUGCCGCCCCUACAGGCAAAAUCGAGUUUAAGGAGAAGAUUCUAUCCUGGGCCCACGGGGUCUAUGUUGACUUGCUGGCCACGAUCCACCAGGCUCGUCGUAAUAGUCUUACCUCUGGUGCAGUCGAUGCACAGGCGUCACGCUACCUCAAACCCAGCAUUUAUCCGAAACCCCCACGUCAACCCGGCUUGGACUUCUCGCAAAAUCCUUCUGAUUCUCUGCGUCACAACAGCUAUCCAUCUGGCCAGGAUGACUUGCCACGACGCAAGCAUGAGAUGGCAGGAAACUCCCAUGUAGAUGAUUUGCCGUCAGCCAGGUAUCCGUUGAGUCACGCCCAGGGACAACGUCCGUCUAUGGGCCGCUUUCCAGAGGUUCGCAGCAGCGGCGUAGACUCCGAGGUUAGGGGAACAGGCCGUUUUCGAGCGCAAACGGGCCCUCGAAUCCACGGGUCCGUCUUGAAUGAGGGAUCAGCCGUCAGCAAUGCAGCCUCCGCUCUCGAAAUGCUGUCCCACCUUUGCUCAGAGAGUAAUUGGGAAUGGAUAGACGGAAUGUUACUCGGUGGCUGCCUGGCCUACGGGUUAGGGGACUAUCAUAAAGCGAUGCGAUGGUACUCGCGAAUCAUCGCGCGUGAUGCGAGCCACGUUGAAGCCAUCUCCAAUCUGGCCGCCACGCUUCUUGCGCUCGACCGGCGCGAAGAAGCCAUGCAGCAUUGGCUUCGCGCGGUCAAGUUGCGCCCGAGCUUUUUCGAAGCCGUCGAGCACUUGAUUGGCCUCUUGUGCACUAGUCAGCGAGGAAGAGAAGCCGUCAAUAUUAUCGAUUUCGUUCAAUCCUCCCUGCGUCAUCCCAAGGAUGGGGACUAUUUCAAAGCCGACGAGCAUGCCAGUGAACCUGAAAGCGAUGCCGAGAGCAACGUUUCCGACGUCGGCAUGUAUGACAGGGCAUCUUUUGACUACGAUAAUGACUUGGGUCGGGCGCAUGGUUUGAAAUACGGCGGAUCACUUGACUCUCCGACUGCACCUGGCUUUGCCACGAGUGGGUAUGCCAUUGCAGGCUCAGACAAUGGUCGGAUGCUCGCUCUGAUCCAUGCUAAGGGAAACAUGUUGUACGCUCUGGGCGAUAACUUAGGCGCUGCGUCUGCAUUCGAGGAUGCGGUUUUGAUUGCUGCGGGGAGGAGACGACAUGGUGUGCAAAGCUUAAUCAAGCAGAUAUUUGCUGCCUUUUCGACUUCUCCAAGCAAUGGGUACCAUCGGGCCGAGGUGGACCGCAAUGAAAACAUUCUAUUGUACCCUGAUCGAGCUCUGCAAACCGCAAAGCUUGUCUUCCAGGCCGGCGGACUGCCACCUGGUUUGAGAUUUGUGGCGGAAGGAAUGGCACGCAGCGCUGCGAUUUCUACCACAAGCAACUCCUUGCUCUCUCUGGCCAAGAUCUACCAGGAUGGGAUGGCCGCCAUCGCAUCUGCUACUCCCAAAGCUGCGCCCGGUGUGCGAGAUAUUCUUGCCCUUUAUUACCUUUCUCUUUCGUUACAACCGAGCCCAUCCACAGCCAAUAAUGUCGGGAUCCUGUUGGCUGGUAUUCAGAAUACUUCACCUGCUCGCGGGUUGAGGCGUCCCAAUGGUGACACACAGCAUCCUGACAUUCCCGGCGUUGUGCCCGGCAGUGGUAUUUCGUUGGCCUUGGCAUACUACAAUUACGGUCUGCAACUCGAUUCGCGGCAUGCCCAUUUGUACACGAACUUGGGUAGUCUGCUUAAGGAUAUCGGUCAGCUUCAGGCUUCAAUCAAGAUGUACGAGCAAGCCGUUCACUACGAUGGCAACUUUGACAUUGCACUGGCCAAUCUGGCCAACGCCGUGAAGGAUGCCGGUCGUGUUAACGAUGCAAUCUCCUACUACAAACGUGCUGUAAAGGUCAACCCCGAAUUCGCGGAGGCUGUUUGCGGCUUGGCCAAUGCGCUCAAUUCCGUGUGCAACUGGACAGGUCGAGGAGGAAUCGUCAAUAGCCGUGGUUUCAGAGACCGUUGGCAUGUCGACGACAAGGGCAUGCUUCGAGAUUCACACAACACCUCCGACUCCGGAGUAGGCUGGAUCCAAAGGGUGGUUGACAUUGUGGAUCGCCAAUUGCGGGAAGGGGAGAAUUGGGGCCGAGGUCUGUUGACAUCGAACGUGUCCGAGCAACUGGUGGCACAGCUAUCCAAUGCUUUAGAGUCGUCCUAUUUGGGUCACUCUGCCCCAUCCCGUAGGCUGGCCCUGGCUCAGAUCCUGCAGUCUUGGGCGGGUCAGAAGUGGGAGGGCUCUCGCCUUGUUCGUCUCGUCGAGAAAGCCAUACGUUCCAUCAUGUGGCGCUGGUAUCAGGAUCGCUAUGUCCACGGGCGGGAACUGCCUGACUCUCAGUAUCGUCGACCUCAACUUCCGACAGCGUUGACUGCUCCCAAUGCUCCCACCGUCUUACCAUUUCAUACAUUCACAUGUCCUCUGUCUGCCAAACAAAUCCGGCAAAUAUCUCAGCGAAAUGGUCUCCGCAUAUCGUGUUCGACACUUCGUUCGCCGUGGCUUCCUGCUACUGUGUAUCCACCGCCAUCUCCUCCCAGCCCGCACCUUCGCGUCGGGUACGUGUCGUCAGAUUUCAAUAAUCAUCCGCUGGCCCACCUGAUGCAGUCAGUCUUUGGGUUACACAAUCCUCGUCGAGUGCAAGCCUAUUGUUACGCCACCACCGCCAGUGAUAAGUCCAUCCAUCGACAACAGAUCGAGAAGGAGGCCCCUGUCUUCCAUGACGCCAGUGGGUGGUCUGUGGAUCGGCUUGUUCAACAAAUUGUCAAGGAUGGGAUCCAUAUCUUGAUCAACCUGAACGGCUACACCCGAGGAGCUCGGAACGAAGUAUUUGCCGCUCGACCUGCACCUAUUCACAUGUCUUUCAUGGGCUUUGCUGGUACUCUGGGGGCGGAGUGGUGCGAUUACAUCCUCGCUGACGAGCUCUCUAUUCCAACAGAGACUCUGAGUCCAGGCCGUCGCACCGCGCGUAUCGAAGAUCGCUUGCUCGAAGAGGACAACUCUGAGGAUCUUGAGGACUGGGUCUACGGAGAGAAGAUGGUUUACACUAGAGACACAUUUUUCUGCUGUGAUCAUCGUCAGAGUGCACCGGAUGCAGGUGAACAGCCCUUGUCUUGGGAACAAGAGCAGCAACGUCGCUGGAGGAUGCGGAAAGAGCUUUUCCCACAUCUCAGCGACGAUACCAUCAUUCUGGGUAACUUUAAUCAACUCUACAAGAUUGAACCGACGACAUUCCGGACAUGGCUCCGAAUUUUGGCGCGCAUCCCUAAUUCUGUCUUGUGGUUGCUACGCUUCCCGGAGACUGGCGAGCAAAAUUUGCGAGAGACUGCCAAAGCGUGGGCAGGCGAAGAAACGGCAUCCAGAAUUAUCUUCACCGACGUCGCACCAAAGAAUGCGCACAUUGCGAGGGCCAAGGUCCUGGACUUGUUUCUGGACACCCCCGAAUGUAAUGCCCACACCACGGCGACUGACGUUCUCUGGAGUGGCACUCCGCUGCUCACGCUGCCUCGCUACAAGUACAAGAUGUGCUCUCGUAUGGCGAGCAGUAUUCUCAGCAGCGCGCUACCAAGUGAUAAGGCUGGGCGAUGGGCGCGCGAAGAGCUUAUUGCGAGCUCCGACGAUGAUUAUGAGAACAAGGCAAUUCGGCUCUGCUUGGACCUGCAGUAUGUGCCCGGCGGUGAGGGUCGGGCGCGCGGCCGACUGGCGGAUCUUCGACAGAUGCUUUUCUUGCAACGAUAUCAAAACAAGCUAUUUGACACGGCGCGCUGGGUCCGCGACUUAGAAGAUGCUUACGAGGCGGUUUGGGCGCAAUGGGUGAAUGGCGAAGAGGGCGAUAUCUGGUUAUAA
This is a messenger RNA of Penicillium diatomitis, 4959 nucleotides long. RefSeq lists its product as uncharacterized. The transcript is spliced from 3 exons. Gene Ontology annotation, biological process: protein O-linked glycosylation. The record is from RefSeq and is a predicted model, not a curated record. NCBI's taxonomy places the organism in Eukaryota, Fungi, Ascomycota, Eurotiomycetes, Eurotiales, Aspergillaceae. Gene Ontology annotation, molecular function: protein binding; glycosyltransferase activity. The coding region runs from base 1 to 4959 and encodes 1652 amino acids.